Messenger RNA from Seriola aureovittata, 4979 nucleotides. RefSeq names its product modulator of smoothened a (gene mosmoa). Lineage: Eukaryota; Metazoa; Chordata; Actinopteri; Carangiformes; Carangidae. Gene Ontology annotation, cellular component: Golgi apparatus; ciliary membrane. Gene Ontology annotation, biological process: negative regulation of smoothened signaling pathway. Bases 887 to 1390 code for a protein of 167 amino acids. The transcript is spliced from 3 exons. The record is from RefSeq and is a predicted model, not a curated record.
UAUGUGUGUGAGCGACGCUGCGUGGGGGUGUUCGCCUGAUGUCAUUUGGCAGAAAGGGAGGCUGAGCUAACGGUGGACAUACGGCUGGAAAGCAUAACAAUAACGCUACCGUUUUACCGUCCACACUGGGACCUGUAACAUCCCUAUUGGAUUGAAAUACGCAGCGUGUCUCCUGUCUUCUCGCCAUGGUCCGGAGAAGAGGUGGAGGAAGAGUGAAGCUGGCUGGCUAACGGGCUGAAAGUACCAGAUGCUAUUCCAGCGGAGAAGGGGGACGAAUAAGCAAGAGACGGUGAUGGGUUCUCGUUUUCCUGACGGGUAACGUUAGACCCUCGCUAAACAAAAACAAGGAUACUGCAAAGUGAGGGGAACUUGCUUUGCUCCGUCUGCACCUCCGUUUGUGUGACAUUGGGUCUGAAAUGCUAGCGCAGUCGCGGUCUCGGCCGUCGAGCAGCUUCUGGGCCGCAGCUCGGCACACCGAGCCCGAAUCUGGGAAGUAGCUAGCUAGCUAUCUGCUAGCCGCAGCUGUGCCCGAUGCUGCUGCUGCUGCGGCGGCUGCUGCUGCUAAACGGAUCCGAAAGACAACACAAACGGUUCAGGGACUUGGCGCUGAGUGAGCUAUUGUUUUACCUUACUGGACUACUACGGGCAUUUGAGAUGUGAUGCUUUUGUGCUUCGUAUUUGAGCCUUAUGUAGCCAGAGGCUCUCGCUUGCUUGACGCGAAGGAGCUAACGUUGCUGCAAAAUGCACAGCGGAACCACAACAGCAGGCUCCUGCUGAAGGGGGCGAGGUUAGACUGAUAACCCUGUGUUUCUCAACACUCCGGGACACAUUUGGACAACGACCACCACUUUUCGCCCCGUCAUUCACCGCUUCAUCAGCUGGCGAUAUGGAUAAACUAACGAUCAUUUCAGGGUGCCUGUUUCUGGCAGCAGAUAUCUUUGCAAUAGCCAGCAUUGCAAACCCAGACUGGAUCAACACUGGUGAAUCAGCAGGUGCCCUUACAGUUGGUCUAGUCCGGCAAUGUCAGACCAUCCAUGGACGAGACCGAACCUGUAUCCCACCGCGGCUGCCCCCGGAGUGGGUCACCACACUUUUCUUCAUCAUCAUGGGCAUCAUCUCCCUCACGGUCACCUGUGGACUGCUGGUGGCAUCACACUGGCGCAGAGAAGCCACCAAAUACGCCCGCUGGAUUGCCUUCACUGGCAUGAUCCUCUUCUGCAUGGCGGCACUCAUCUUCCCCAUAGGCUUCUAUAUCAACGAAGUGGGAGGUCAGCCGUACAAGCUGCCCAACAACACAGUGGUCGGCUCCUCGUACGUGCUGUUUGUCCUCUCCAUCUUCUUCACCAUAGUGGGACUGCUGUUUGCAGGCAAAGUUUGCCUCCCAGGCUGAGGACUCGACUGUGCCGCCUCUGGACUGACACAAGAGGCUCUGAAAAUUUUAUGGGAUUUACUAAAACACACAAUGACUGAAUAUUAAAAAACAACAAACUCUGGCCAGAAGCCUGAAACAGGGAAGCCUCAGCUUAUGUGUCAAGGGACCGCAGCACCAUGGAGUACCUAACUACUAAAAGAUGAUAACGAAUAAAUGAACAAAACACUAAAGGGGGACACGGGCACAAAGGGUUGUAGGAGUGUGAGAGAGGGCAGCUGAGGCUGUCGCAACACCCUGCCACUGUUGAUUUAAAAUAUGGCCGUCUCUCUGUUGUUGUUCUGGAAAGGGUGCUUAAUGUGCCGCUGUCAUGGCAACCGGGGCCACAAUGCUGGCGCACAUUUCUUGAGGACCACUACAGCCACUCCUCGACUUGACUCCCAGCCGCCCGCCCGCCGCCCUCAGCACACAUCUGCACCGUCACGACCGCUCCUGUUGCUAUUUUUGGCUUCUCUUAGCUAUUUCAGUUGUGUGUUUUUCUGUUGUUGUACAUUUUGUGUUCUUAUGUUUGUUUUUUUUUCCUUGCACCCCCCGCCGCCUUUCCACUGAAGUAGUUUGAGUGUAAUUGAGGUUCACUGAACUAAACCCUUGAAGGAUAUGGGGGGUGGGGGGGGUUGGCUUUAGAGAUAGGGUUGAUUCUCGCCUGGCGCAUCACACGGCCCCAGGUGUGUGGUUGGGGGAGAGCAGCUGUGAUCCCAGCUGUCUGGGCCAACACACAGGCUACUGUUGACAAGAGGCUGGUGCAGGUGUGCCGCCUCUUUGUCUCCAACCAGCUCCAGUUCAGGAGCAGGUAGCAACGAGGGGUGACCUCCGCGGGCAACAGAACGGGAAGUCGAAUACCAUAAAGGAGAAUGCCACUCAAUGUAAGACCUUGCAUAAUGUUAUUUAUGUGGACAGCAAUAAAGUAUCAAUGAGUGUAGACAGCUGGUUUGCUAAGUUAAACCCAGGAUACUAAUGCACAUCUUUUGCCAAUAACAAGAAGACUGUGAAUUUAGAGAAUGAUCAUCUGAACAUAAACACACAGCUCUCGUAUUUGUAGUAAUAAUCUUAAUCCUGUUAAGUGCAACCACAAGCUCAGUGACUUUCAAAGUAUUUUUCAAAAAUUGUACAUCACUGUGGUGUUACAUUUUUGAGGGGUUAAGAUGAACUCAUAUCUUGCUAAUUACAGUAGACAAUAUUGACUUUUAUGAAUAGAAGAUGAAGUUGUGUAUGGUGUAAAAAUAACAUGUGAAUGCUGAAAAUUGGUGGUAUUCUCCUUUAAUGUUAUACAGGAAAGAAAUGAGCCAGGAGCAUUUGUUUUUGCCUUGUUUUGUACGACAGUGAAGGCACUGGGACUGCAGGUCAGGUCCAUGCAUGGGGCUGUGCCUCAGUGUGCUGCUCUUGAGGCCUGUGAACGAAACACACACAGACACACAUAUUUGAACACGUUACCACCACGCUGUUGGUACUGUGUAGAUCCACACGUUAGGACUGCAAGUUAUUUUCUUUAUCUCUUAAUGUGCCAAUUAUUUUCUGUUAAUUGUUUACUAAUAAUCAAAAUACCUGUUAAAAUGUUCCACAGCCGAAGGUGAUCCAUCAGGAUAGAAGAUAGAAUAAAUUCUCACAUUUUGAAGCUGGAACCAGAAAAUGCAUGUUUUUGCUUUGGAAAUGUCUAAAAUGAUUAGAUUGAUUUAUUUUCUGGAUUCAUCGCUCUAAUAAUGCUCUAAUAACGCUCUAAUAAACAUUUAAAAAGUGAAAAAAUUGCCCAUUACGAGUUUGUAGAGGCCUAGGUAAUGUACUUAAAUUCCAUAUGUUUUCCAGUUUCUAACUUUCUAAGACCAGUUUAAAUUUUACAAUACACACAGCGAGGUGCAGACCAGCGUGAGCUUCAGGCAAGUGCAGUAAAAUUAAAACACAUCACUCAAUUCUUCUCCUGUGCACCACGCUUUAUUCAGCUUACCAGACAUUUUUGGCCCUCUUGCCUCCAUCAGUGUUGUGUGUGGUUUUUAGACAAUAACAAAAUUUACAGGAGAAUUUUAAUUGACCAUAAAUGCAAAACAUAAUAUUACAACCAUCAUUUCAGAAUACUCUAGUGCAAAUAUAAUUAAUUGGUCAAGCUGAAUAUUGACAUGUUUCUAUCAGAGCUUUUCAGUCUUUGUUGGACGUAAAGAGGAAAUAUAAUAUUGCUAUGUUUACAUUUUGACAAAGUGACACCCUUGAAAGUUUGCCAAAUUAACUUUUACCACUUCCUGUUUGCGAUGUAGCCGUGUGUGUACAGACGGCUAUCAUUGGAUUAUUUUGAUACUGAUGGAAACCUAAAGAUUUGAUGAUCCUUAAGCAAGUUCUGUCUUGAGUAAUAAGCGGCGUCUUUUCAUGGACAUUAAUUCACUGUGGACUAAGAAUCUAAAAUAUGUGCUUCCUGUCUGUGUGUUCAGAUUUGACUGAGUUAUAACUCUGAGAAGGAGGACGACUUUCUCAUUUCAUAUCAGAACUCAUUACACACUGUACUGAAAUCUCUUCCAUCUCUGAAAUUAGGUUAUCCAUAUAUAUCCAAAGUCCAUUUACAGUUGACCCUGAUGCAGCUAAGUUGUUCGCAGUUGUAACAAGAAAAGCUGCAACUAAUGAUUAUUUUCAUUAUCGUUUAAUCUUCCGGUUAUUUUCUCAAUCAAUUACUUGCUUUCAUAAAAAAAAAAUAAAUAAAAAAAAAAGUUUCCAAUAGCCAAAGGUAAAAUCUUCAGAUCUUUUGUUUUGUUGGGUUCCAACAACCCAAAAGUAUUCAGUUUGGUGUCAUGUACAACAUAGACAUGCAUCAAGUCCUCACAUUUAAGAAGCUGUACAUUUUUGGCAAUUUUACUGAAACCACUUGUUACAGCUCCAGUCACCAGGACCAGUUCAUAACCCAAAAAUGUAUAACUUAGUAUCAUGUACAAGACAGAAAAGCAACAAACGAGUCAGUGUUUGUCAUUUCUGCUUAAAAGAUAAAUUAUCAAUUGAUUAUCAGUGUUUCAGCUCUUCCACAUAUUUAUACGAUAAAUCUCACUAUUAAGCUCAUACUGAACAUGUUUACGCUCUACUGACACUCAGAUGCCUCCUGAAAAGUGUGUGUGUGUGUCUGUGUGUGUUGAGUCAGUCACGGAGCUCGGUUGCCAAGUCUUAGAGUUUUGUUUUGUAUUUCUGUUUCCCGCUCAGCUUUUCUUACUCUCGGUCUGAUGAUGUAUACUGCUAAACUAUACACUCCGCAGUACCCUGUCUUGGGUGGUUCAGUAUUGUGCCAUGACAUGUUUUUGUUUAAUAAUGUACAGACACAAAAGGCAGGAUUUCUGUAUUAGGAAGCACUGUGCAUUCAACAGUAUAGGUAACAGAAAUAGAAGCACCACAAAUGUAUAAAAAAGAGAACUUCUUACCUCAUUGUUUUUGUUUUCUGCUAUUAUUUUCUAAUGGUGGCAAUGUGUGCCCUCUAAUUUGUCUCUUGGCUUGAUCGGAUGUCUACACAUAAAGCCUAUGAUCAUAGGAAAUUAUUUAUCACUGAAUAAAAAGAGAAAAAAUGGGUGUGCGUGACUCUGACACAGUC